AUGGCUUCCAUGUAUCAACUUCCUGACGAGCUUCUGCUGUCCGUUCUCACGCAACAGUUUCCCUGUCGAGAGCAGCAGAUCCGAGCUCUGGCAACUUUGUUAGAUCGAAAUUCAGCACCAUGCCGCAAUCUUGUGCUUUACGGCACGGAAGCCACCGGAAAGACCGCCGUCGUUUCAGCGCUACUUGAGCACCUGGAAAGAGCUCAGGAUGAGGAUCAGCGCGAGGCGCCGGUCAAGCAUGCUCUCGUCAACUCGGUAGAGUGCAUUACUGCGCGCCAUCUUUUCGAGAGGACCAUCGGCAAGAUUGCGAAUGCUCUAGAAUGGCAAAACCCACCCGGCCGUUGCGAGAAUCUAUCUCAAUUGACAUACGAGCUAUCGAAGAUGCUAAAGUAUGCACCGAGACCUGACGACUGGCGCUUCGUGCUCGUUUUCGAUGCCAUUGAUCGCCAGAGAGAGGCUCCCUCGACGCUGCUUCCAGCUCUUGCACGGCUAUCAGAGAUAAUCCCUUGUCUCACUACCGUUUUCAUCGUAACAUCACCGCCGCCAAACUUUCUGCGGACAUCCUUCGUUCCUCACAUCCACUUCCCCAACUAUACCAAUGCCGAGUUCGUAAAGAUCCUCUCAACAACACCUCCCGAGGCUAUACUGGUUGGUGGAGAGCAGGAGACGGCGGAGCUAUGGGCGCGCUUCUGUAGUGCAGUCCAUGAUUCUCUCACGAAAGCAGCUUCUCGGACUCUGCCCGCUUUUCAGCACGCUUGCCAUGCGCUCUGGCCCCGAUUCAUAGCGCCUAUAAAAGCCGGCACACACACGGCGCGCGAGUUCUCGAAGUUGCUAGUCGCCUCGCGGGUCCACUUUCAGGACGAGGGUCUGCUCGAUCCUGGUGUCAUUGCGACCCGACCCAAGUCUGGUCCAAAUAUGGCGAAUGGCGCUUCUCGAAACGACCAGAAAGCACUGGCGAAGAGCACUGGAGCCAAUUUGUCCAUACUUUUACCUACUGUUGCACGAAUGCUUCUUCUGUCUGCCUACCUUGCCUCACACAAUGCGGCGCGACACGAUCUGACGCUUUUCUCGACAUAUCACCAUGGAAAGCGAAAGCGGCGGGGCGGUGGCCUCUCGGUUGCUGGAGCAGGAACAGGGCGGAUGGGUCCACGCAGCAAGCACCGCAAGAUCGCCAGAAAGCUUCUGGGCCCUCAUGCUUUCGUCAUGGAGCGCAUGAUGGCUGUCUUCACGGCGGUGCGGACCGAGUGGGGCUUGACUGCUGCCACGGCUAACGGCAUGGAUGCGGACGUGGGUAUGGCUAUAGCUACCCUCUCGAGUCUCCGGCUGCUCGUCCGCGUUGGAGGAGGCGGAGACCCCAUGGAUCGGGGAGGUAAGUGGAGAGUCAAUGUUGGAUGGGAGGUGGUCAGGGGCCUGGGCAGGAGUAUCGGCGUGGAAGUCGAAGAGUGGCUGAUCGGCUGA
This is a messenger RNA of Phaeoacremonium minimum UCRPA7, 1458 nucleotides long. Its product is annotated as putative origin recognition complex subunit orc5 protein. The coding region runs from base 1 to 1458 and encodes 485 amino acids. Lineage: Eukaryota; Fungi; Ascomycota; Sordariomycetes; Togniniales; Togniniaceae. Gene Ontology annotation, biological process: DNA replication initiation; DNA replication. Gene Ontology annotation, molecular function: DNA replication origin binding. Gene Ontology annotation, cellular component: nuclear origin of replication recognition complex; nucleus. The transcript has 3 exons. The record is from RefSeq and is a predicted model, not a curated record.